Saccoglossus kowalevskii is the source of this 2749-nucleotide messenger RNA. RefSeq lists its product as uncharacterized. Lineage: Eukaryota; Metazoa; Hemichordata; Enteropneusta; Harrimaniidae. The record is from RefSeq and is a predicted model, not a curated record.
GCGCAUGCGUGCAAAGUAACGUGGGUGUGCUCUUCGUUAAAACACAGAGUGGUUUGGAAGGUGUCCUCAAUAGUCGCACGGAAAGUUAUCUAAAUCUGCCGUAUAUAACUCAUCUGUCUGCAGCACGUUGAAAUACAAGGGACCUGCGUGCGUCUUUGUUUUUGGAUCACUAGUCAAUCUUCUGGAAUAGGGAUAUUCACGUAAACCACCCUGGAAAUGGCAACCCGUUUCAUUGCUGCGCUGAUCUUUGUGAUUAAUUUUAUUUUGAUAACGGCUAACGAAGAUCUCAGAGCUGAGCAGUUCGAGAUAACCAAUGAGCUGAUACCAGAAUAUAGACCAGCAGAAGACACAUCCAUUACGUUAGAUCUCAUCAUUAAGAACGUGGGUGACAUAGAUUUGCAUUCCUCACCCGAGGAGAUUCCACAUUUCUACGCACAGGCUUACCUAGCUGAUAACGUAGAAGAGGAAAAUGCACACCAGAAAUCAGAGCAUUUUAAUCUCACAAUUACAGAUGCCAAUGUGUUUGGAGCCUUCCCACAGCAAACAAAAGUGAACCUGACCGCUAUAACAGGUACCAUCAAGGUCGAUGCCGAACACUGUCUUCACUACACACACAUGUGUGUGCAGAUUUACCCAAACAAGACGGACAAAAAUAUGACAAACGAUGACUUCUGCUUAAAAGUGGGAGUACCACCACCUGGGGGAGUUGGUAAUUUAUUCUGCACAGAUUUGGUUAUCGAUUUCUUCAACAUCACGUCUCCCACGGCGGUGACGUACAAGGCUGGUGUGGAAGAAAAAAUAACUGCUUCAAUCGGUGUUAAGAACCUUGGAGCAGUCGAUCUUCCUUUUGAGGAAGCAUCAAGUCACUGGGGUAUUGACCUGUACCUACAAGGCCCAGAAGCAUCUAUUGACCUUGGAUACGUCAGAGUCAAAUCUGGGGAGAGAGAAAAGCCUCACCAGGCAUUCUAUGGCCGUAAUCAUCCUGAGAAUCCAAGCAACGUGGUGACCGUCAAUGAUGUUGCAUUAGAAGUGCUGCUGGAUAAGAACAACUGCGAGAAGUACCAAGAACUCUGUCUACGGUUGUUGCCGAGUGUGACUGCCCGAAGCGAUUCCAUGGAUGACGACGAAGAACGAUGUCUAGCAUUCAAUUCGAUGAUAGUAGACGGUGGAGCUGGCAUGAAAAAUUGUGAUUUUGUGAAGACAGAGACAAAGUCAGAGAAUAAGCAACAAGUUGAAAUAGUAGGGGAUAGCGAGCCUGACGCUGGGAAUGAAAUCGUGGGAAACUCUGUAAUAACACUUGUGUUAGCUGCAUAUGUGGCGUGGUUCUUGUAGAACACAGUGCGAUAUCAGAAAUGAGAUUUCUAAGAGACCAUUUCAUCUGCUGUUGCAGUAACUUUAUUUCUACUCUAUGUAACCUUUGCUAUUUUAGAUAUACGCGUCGUACAUAUAUUAUAAAAGGUGUUGUUAGAAUUCAUGCAAAUGUUAUGAACAGUGACGAUCCAAAAUCAGAUCGAAUUUUGUAUAUUCCAAUUAAUGUAAUCUGCUAUAUUUAGUCAAUAUUAGGUUACACUUAGCAUCUUCUUAGACAUACAGAUUUGUCAUUUCUUGAAUAUAUUUGCAUUUUUCUUUUAUUCUUAUAUUUUGCGAACAUUUAUUUUUCAUAACAAACCUAAACAGGACAUACACAAAUAUAUUGAAUGGUUGAUUAUAUAAUCUUAGAAGGAUUCUGAAAUUGAUCGAGAAAUUUUAAUAUAAGUACAGCACGGUUAUUGGUCAAAAACAAUUAUAGAGUGCUCCCUACCACGUACGCGCUUACAAUUGCAUUCAAUUCUGUAUGUUCUGGGGAUAAUAUCUCACUGACCCCUGUAAUUAUCAUCAUUGAUUUGGGCAAUUGUUGCUAAAAAUCUAAGAAUUCUGAAAAUCUAAUUUAGGAGUACCUCCUAAAAUAAAGAAAGCCGUACAAAUAUCAAAAUACACUUACAAAUAGUUUUGAGGAAUCACAAAAAUGCAAAUAUUUAAUUUGGUGAUUUGAUAGCACGAUUUUUGGCGAUUGCAAUCUAACUUCAGUUAUCCAAUGUUGCCAAGCCAACCGAUGUACCAUUUCUCACAAUAAUGAGUGGGAGGUGUUCCACAUAUUAUCAAAGUGUGAAUGCAAUUCUAGUUGGCGUUAAACAAGUUUCUAUCAGGUUUAGACUAUGAUAAUAAUAUAUACAUUUUACAAUAAUAACAAACGAUUUCAACUGUUUUUGACAACAUCCACAUAAUAUAUAUGGUGGUACAUAUUUGUUUUUAAAGUUUAAGGGUUAUUAAAUAAUCACUGAAGCCUGUACUAUCUGUAUUCAUAGAUAACUAUUAGAGACAAUUAUUAAAAAAAACUUUUUUUGAAAGCUCUUUCUGGCCACCGUACUAUUUACUUAUAUGAGUGUGUAUCGCAAUACGUUCGCAAUGGACCACAAUAGUAACUUUUGAUUGUAUCACGUAUUAAUCUUGUUCAUAUUUGUCAAAUGUUUUGUGAUGAUCGUGAUUUAAGCACAUUUGUCAAAUGUAAAAAACUGUAAUGGCGGCCAUUUUGUCUUCAACUAAGACCUGCUUAUGUAACUAAUAUAUGCGAGUAGUCGCCUUGAUUGAACAGACUAUAUAUUUUAUCUGAUAUAUUUAUCAGUUCCGAAAUAUGUUAAGUUAUAUUUAGCACAUUUUUUAUUGCUGCUGUCCAAUAAUACACCAAAUAAAACUAAUCUAGUUUUGACAA